UACACCCAAAGGCUCACCGAUAAGUCCCCAUUUUUGGAUCAAAGAAAAGUCUCGUUAAUUUAAGAAGCUCAGCAGCGCCUAAAGACGGCCAACUGGCCCAUGUAUCCAACAAUUGCCUACUUUGUUGAAGAUGCAGAAUGUGGUACAGAAUUCUGCUUCUGAAAGUGUAAGGAACUGCGUGAAACAGCACGAGGUCGGGCAUCGUGCAUUGGCCAACCCAGCAGCAGCUACUCCUGCGACGUCCGCUGCCAGUGCAAAGCCGAGCAAGCCUAGCAAAGGCAAUUCCGUCCCGAAGAGCAAUCACAUCGCGGGCAGAAGCAACAACCACCCAACAUCAACUCAUCAACCUCCAACACCCAAUCUGAAUCACAAGACUGUUACUGUGACAGACCUAGCCACCUCUUGUUCAACAGCCCUAGCUACUGAGAUAGCUAUCCAACAAGUCAAGCAAAGCAGAUCAUAUCGUCAAUAUAUGCCUGAUUCUUCUGACAGUGACAGUGACGACGUCCUUUCGGUGGAAUCUUUUUUUGUGGAGGAGUCGGAAGUGGAGGGCUGUGCGGACGACUGCCGAUGCCCCUCGUCUUCGGCCUCGUCGCUGGACGCGCCACGAUUCCUGCUGGCGGCAGCGGCAGCUGCCCAACACGACGGUCACAGCAUUGGCGAACUACCACGCAUCGACCCCGACACACAAGCCAGGAUUGAAGCCCUCCUCGAGGCUGCAGGAAUCGGUAAACUAACUGGAGGAGACAGCAAACGACUCGGUGAUCAAGAAGUACUCAGUCGGUUAACGUCCAGCGUAUCCUGUGCACUGGACGAAGCCGCUGCGGCAUUAACUCGUAUGCGAUCCGAAAACUCGAGUAAUUUUCACCAAGAAGCCCGGUCGUUAGUGGAAGCCUGCACUGACGGCGACGUCUCCGCUGUGCGGCGUUUGCUAGACGAAGGACGUAGCGUUCACGAAACCACGGAGGAAGGCGAGUCAUUGUUGUCGCUGGCCUGUUCGGCUGGCUACUACGAACUGGCGCAGGUGUUGCUUGCCAUGCGGGCCAACGUAGAAGAUCGUGGCGUCAAGGGCGACUGUACACCACUGAUGGAGGCGGCCUCAGCCGGUAACGCGGAUAUUGUUCGCCUGCUGCUGGAACACGGCGCCGAAGUCAACGCCCAGUCGUCAUCGGGUAACACACCAUUAAUGUACGCCUGUGCUGGUGGCCACGAGGAGGUAGUCACUCUCCUACUGGAAGCCAACGCCAAUGUGGAGGACCAUAACGAAAAUGGCCACACGCCGCUAAUGGAAGCCGCUUCGGCCGGCCAUGUCGGCGUAGCGAAAAUUCUUUUGAACCAUGGUGCCGGCAUCAACACCCAUUCGAACGAGUUCAAAGAAUCUGCCCUGACUCUGGCCUGCUACAAGGGUCAUUUGGAGAUGGUCCGUUUUCUUCUAGAAGCUGGUGCCGAUCAAGAACAUAAAACUGACGAGAUGCACACAGCUCUCAUGGAAGCCUCGAUGGAUGGUCACGUCGAGGUUGCCCGGCUUCUUCUCGAUUCGGGAGCCCAAGUUAACAUGCCCGCCGACAGUUUUGAGUCACCACUAACAUUGGCUGCAUGCGGUGGUCAUGUAGAACUGGCCAUGCUCCUUCUGGAACGUGGAGCCAACAUCGAAGAAGUCAACGAUGAAGGUUACACGCCGCUGAUGGAGGCAGCACGUGAGGGACACGAAGAAAUGGUAGCGUUGCUACUUAGUCAGGGCGCCGACAUCAACGCACAGACUGAGGAGACGCAAGAGACAGCCUUGACUCUUGCCUGCUGUGGGGGCUUCUCUGAAGUUGCCGAUUUUCUCAUCAAGGCCGGUGCUGAUAUCGAACUAGGAGCAUCCACGCCACUUAUGGAAGCAGCGCAAGAGGGCCAUCUUGAUCUGGUCCGUUAUCUUCUAGAAGCUGGCGCCAAUGUUCACGCUCAAAGGAACGGGGAUACGGCUUUGACUUACGCGUGCGAGAACGGACAUACCGAUGUGGCUGAAUUGCUUCUGCAAUACGGCGCCGAUUUGGAACAUGCGUCUGAAGGAGGACGUACACCUCUUAUGAAAGCAGCCAGGGCCGGUCACCUCUGUACCGUUCAGUUUCUCAUUGCAAAAGGAGCCGAUGUUCACAGGCAAACUACCAACAAUGAUCACACACCGCUCUCUUUGGCUUGCGCCGGUGGCCAUUUGGCAGUCGUAGAGCUUUUGCUCCUGCACGGGGCCAAUCCAUUUCAUCGUUUAAAAGACAAUUCGACCAUGAUUAUAGAAGCGGCGAAGAGCGGGCAUACUCAGGUUGUGCAGUUGCUACUCGACUAUCCCAGUUCCAUCCUGGUGACACCCGAUCAAGCCCAACUACCACCGGGCAUGAACUCAAGUGGCCAAGUGGUCCCUAUCGCAUCGGAGGAUUCGAUUGUUCCAUCACCUGCAGUAGUCACGGAUUCAGUUCCUACGGCAGCACCGCGAGUGCCGCCUGUCGGAGGAGUGACCACUACGGUUCCUACCACUGCACUGGGAGGAAGACCGGAACCGCAGGGAGCAGUUGCCGCUGCCUUAACCAGCCUUCAUUCGCCCAAUACCUCGCUGCCAGCCAUCGCAGCCUCUCUGACCCCUCUCACCGGAUCGUCCAAUCUAAGUCCGAGUGCGGGAGGAAACCAUUCAAUCUCAACAUUGGCGGCGGCCGCCCAGAAAAUGCUGACUAAGAAGCCGCUUGAAACAUCCACCUCCACCCCCGUCGCUCCCGCGGCCGAAUCUGAACAUCCAUCUUCGGCGGGGACGAAGAACGUCGCGCCACCUUCCUGUGAGCAUCCAUCUGGUACCGUCACCUCGACGGCCAGUAUUUCCUCGGAAAGUAAACUGUUGCCGGUCCGCUUCCCUCUGUCAGCUGAGGGACUUUCAUUUGAGAAAUCCCAAUUGGUAGAAGAAUUAGAGAAGAUCGAACGUGAAUUGCGAGAUAGAGCCCAAUGGUCAUCACAGGCCAGUAACACGUCUGGCUCUCAAUCGAGUCAUAGUACGGCUCUAAGCCCGGCAACCGCUGCCGCAUUGACGCACAUGCUCAAUAUGGAGGUUGAAUUGAAUCGACCCGGCGGGAGUGGAAUGGGAGGGAGCACCCUUGUGGGUCUGACUACACCGACACCCGUUAAUUUGGAAGACAUUGUCAAACUCCUUGAAGAGCUCCCUCCUCUUGAGUUUGAAUCUACCCGACCGUCGCCCGCCCCACCUGUGCCCAACCAGACUACGCCUUCCCCUUCAGUUCCUUCGAUCCUUCCACAGCCGGUACAACAGCAACCGAGAGAAAGCGUCAUAGUCACGAACCCCAACGUUGUCAGUAGCAGUUCCGCGCCCAGCACAAACGCCUCUAAUGCUGUGACGCCUGCCGCCAUUUCACCGGCUUCACUACCCCCAGCCGAAAGACCAAAAGCCAAAGCAGUCAAGAAGGAAAACAAGAUUCUCAAGAAGCAGCAGCAGCAGCAGCAACAACAACUACUACUACAGCAGCAGCAGCAGCCUGCUCCUCAACAACAGCAACAGCAGCAGCAGCAACAGACAUCCCAAAUUCAACAAGCACAUCAACAACACUGGCAAGUUCCCGCUAAUGCGGUCCAACAGCAACAACAACAACAAUGCCAGCAACUGCAACGGCUACAACAACUCCAACAACUACAGCAGUUGCAACAGUUGAAUCAACACCUGCAGCAGCAGGUAAUGCAACAGAGACAUUUGAAGCAGCAAAAUCAAGCCACUUUGGCUGCUUUGCAACAAAACGCCCUCCAGAAUCAGGCGCAGUUGGCUGCGCUUCAGCAAAAUGUGGCACAACUUCAGCAAUUGGAGCAACAAGUUUUGGCACCGGCCUACACCGCUGGUGCGGCCCAAGGUCCAUCGGCGGCAGCAGCCACGGCCCAAUUUCAGCAAUGUGUCCAGCAGAUUCUUCAGCAAAAACAACAACUUCAACAACAAAUUCGACAGUUUCAGCUCCAAGUUGAACAGCAGCUAGCUUUCCCUCAGCAGCAGAUACCUCCAUUGGCUGCUGCGGCGGCUGGUGGUGGAAGUGUUCAGCCGGCAACGGCCAGUCGAGUUGAAAGAAACAACCUCGAUGGUGAUGUUAUCGCGGACACGGCAGCCAUUGCAAAGUUUCCACCUUACAAUAGCGACGAUGUCAACGGCGAUGAAGUGAAAUCUCCAAUCCGUGCCGAGAAACGCCCCAUUGACAACACGUCCAGUGAGGAUUCGUCGUGCAGUUCCACAACCGGAGGCCUGCAAGUCACUGGGGCUCCUGUUCCCCUUUUGCGACUCAAGAUGUUUCGGUUGCUGCGGCAAAUAUCGGCAUACAAGUCCAGAGCGCAGCGUUACCCAACGGAUCCACGGCUCAGUGUGUCACGGGAAUCACCUUUCAACCUCUGUCGGGGACCAAUGUUUCAAUACCCUGUUCUGCCUAUUCGGGUUCGAAUGCCCAGAAAUGGAUCACCUUCAACCACCUUAAUUCAUUAUCAGCAAUUACAGUCUGCCUCGACGACCAAUGUUCAGACAGGUUCCGUUUCUGCGUCCGGUCUUCAAGUAGUCACUUCCCAAACGCCAAGUUUGGCAAUUCACCAGCAAAUACGGCUGCAGUCGCUACAAAUACCGACAGGUCAAGCAGCUCUCGAGCCAAUGGUUUCUGCCGGCCCUACUUCUGUGGCUGCACCAGGUACGUUGGACACGAAAUGGUCGGGAUUUAAUAUGGGAACUUUUACGGUUCCGCAUCCGCCAGCCACCACCGGCGAUCAGCAACAGCAACCUCAGAUUUCUGGAGGUUCGCUUCCCGUUUCCGUCCAAUUGGCCAGCUCCUCAACGGAUAAAAAGACCAAAAGUGGUAAAAAAUCGAAAGUUGCAUCUGCGGCAACGCAACAGCAGAUGUACUCUGCUCCUACUACUGAUGCAAGCGGACUAGCCAUAGGAGGAAUAGGAUUAACUGGGGUCAAUGGCGUUGUUCAAACUGGACAGGCUGCUUUCGAUCCUGAUUUUGUAGAUUACGCUGACUACAAUCCCGACUAUUCUUCCUUCCUACCUGGUGUUGUACCGCCUGGAACGGCAUCUGUCCCUCCAGGGUCUAUGGCAGCCUCCAUACCUUCAGCGCACUAUGCAAGCAUGCCUGCAGGUGCUGCUGGGAUGUCGUCUGCCGGUGGUCUUCCAGUUCCUGCUUCCGUUCCACCGUCUGGAACAUCUGUUGUGACGGGAGGUGCAGUUGUUCCUAACGCAACAUCUGCUAGCCAAUACAGUCAACCUUUAUUACCGAUGCUGGAUCUGGAUUCCGAAACGGAUUCAAAUCAUGAUACUGCACUGACACUGGCUUGUACGGGUGGCCACGAGGAAUUAGUUGAGCUGCUCCUAUCCAGGAACGCCAACAUCGAGCACCGUGACAAGAAAGGAUUUACUCCGUUGAUCUUGGCCGCCACAGCCGGGCACGAAAAGGUUGUCGAAGUUUUGCUUAAUCAUGGCGCUAACAUCGAAGCCCAGUCUGAGCGGACAAAGGAUACAGCCCUCUCGUUAGCAUGUUCAGGUGGUCGCUACGAGGUGGUCGAACUCCUACUUAACCGUGGGUCCAACAAGGAGCAUCGCAACGUUUCGGAUUACACGCCUCUCUCUUUGGCCGCUUCAGGCGGUUAUGUUAACAUUAUCCGACUGCUGUUGGCCCACGCCGCCGAGAUCAACUCGCGCACGGGAUCCAAGCUAGGCAUUUCGCCGUUAAUGCUUGCCGCUAUGAAUGGUCAUGUGGCUGCCGUUAAGACAUUAUUGGAGAUGGGCAGUGACAUUAAUGCCCAAAUCGAGACAAACAGAAACACUGCGCUAACUUUAGCGUGUUUCCAAGGAAGACACGAGGUCGUGCAACUUCUACUGGAGAAAAAGGCCAAUGUGGAACACCGUGCCAAGACUGGAUUAACUCCUUUGAUGGAGGCAGCAAGCGGUGGUUACGUUGAAGUCGGCCGAGUACUCCUUGACUACGGCGCUGACGUCAACGCGCCUCCCGUACCCUCUUCGCGCGACACUGCGCUCACCAUUGCAUCCGACAAGGGUCAUGUCGACUUUGUGGAACUUUUACUGCAACGUGGUGCUCAGGCCGAUGUCAAAAAUAAGAAAGGCAAUUCACCUCUGUGGCUCUCUGCAAAUGGUGGACACCUAGAAGUGGUGGAGCUGCUGUACAAAGCCAAGGCAGAUAUCGAUUCGCAGGACAACCGCAAAGUUUCUUGUUUAAUGGCAGCAUUCCGCAAGGGUCACGUUAAAGUUGUGAAAUGGAUGGUGAAACGAGUGACUCAGUUCCCCUCUGAUCAGGAAAUGACACGAUUCAUUUCGACGGCUGUCGAUAAGGACCUUCAAAAAUGCCAUCAUUGCAUGGAGGUUAUCCGAGCAGCCAAAGAUCACCAGGCAGCCGAGGCCAAUAAAAAUGCCGCUAACUUACUUGAUGAGCUCGAUAUGGAAAAGAUUCGCGAAGAUUUGAAACGAGCAGCUGCGGCUCGCAAGCGAGAAAAGAAGAAGAGGAAGAAGCAGAAAAAGCAAGAGAAACGUCGUGCCGAGAGCGACGACCUCGAUAACGAUUCCCAGGAAAAUGGCAACGAUAACGACGAUGAUAAAGAUGGCGAAAACGGAGAGGAUGCAAUGAGCGAAACAGGUGAUAUUCCUGAUUUUGUGGAACCUCCUCCGACUAAUAAUAACAAGGAAGCAGAAGAGAAGCAAUCUUCCAAAGCCAAGAAGAGUAAGAAAGGCGCCAAAACAGCCGCAUUCGAUGCCGCCAUCAGCGUGGAAGAUGCUGUCGUUGUUGAAGUUUCGAAAAGAAAGGAGAAAGAAAUGGAACCGGAGAUUCAGCAGUUUACCAAGAAAACAUCUCCGCCGCCACUGGUCACCACCAGCACCUUCGAAGAUUCAUCUCUAUUGUCGAGCCGGGCCAGCAAACGGAAGAAGGAAAACGUGUUGUUGGAUAGUUUGAUUAUCGCAACCGAGAAAUCGGCCAAGAUGCCUACUCCUCCGAGUCAACAUCAGCAACGUAAUGGCCCGGAAUUGGACACACUAAAAGAAAUGAAUAAUAUUCCAUCGGCCCUAAAAUCGUUGUCACCCACUUCUCUGACAAGUCCCAAACGGCCCGUCAAGAGGGAAGAAGGCUGGAAGGAAGUUGUACGUCGAGGACCAGUCAGCAGUCGGGAGAACUCGAGUUCAAAUUUGGGCUCAACUUCAGCUGGAGGGAAGAAAAGCCAAUCUAGCGACCGUUCAUCGGGUACCUUGUCCGUUAUACAAAGCUCUGAGCGAUCGAAGAAAGUGACUGUUCCUUCGAACGCUAUUAGCCGUGUCAUUGGCCGAGCAGGAUGCAACAUCAAUGCCAUCCGUGAAAUUUCCGGUGCCCACAUUGAGAUUGAGAAACAAGGCAAAGGCCAGGGUGACCGUACGGUUUAUAAAGGUCUGGCGGAAUCCAUCCGCCAGGCACAGCAACUCAUCAGCGCAUUGAUCAAAGAACCUGAGAAAGAGUUUAACGAGUUAAUGGCCAAAUUCCGAGCCGCCAAUGCAGCGGCAAAAGCAGGAGCCUCCGCUACAAGCGCCGGAGGGAAAUCCGCGACCGCAACGACGGCAUCCGCUGCAUCCCAGCCUAAAGUAACCCGAUCCGCCACGACAAUCGCAUCCAGCAAGCCUACAACAACUGCUCCAGUUUCUGGUCAGCCUGCUCCUGUUCCAAGUACUGUUGCAUGGGGAGCUAUCAAUACCCUGAUUGUCGCUGCUUCCUCUCCCAAAAAGGUAGUGUCUACCUCAGGAUCGAAGACCCCACCCGUUACCUCGGCUCCUUUGCUUGUUCAGCAGCAGCAACAACAACAGCAACAGCAGAAGAGUGGAGCUGUGCGUCAAUUGUUUCCUGAAGCUAAUCCAACAGUGAUCGCACCCGCAGCGAAGAAAGCCAUUGCUAGCGUUCCAGCUGCUACCACAUCCUCUGCAGCGAUGAAGCCAGUCGUGUCUUACACCGUGGCCGGUAGCAGCGCGUCAGUUCCAACUACCAGUAGUUCAGCCUCGACGCGCACUACCCCGGUCAUUUCGGGUCAAAUCCCAGCACCACCGGCCAAACUAUCUCCGCAGCAAAUCGCUCCUCAGGCGCCAUCUAAGGUGUCGGAUAAAACAUCUCCACUCAUGUCUGCCUCUCUAGUGACAAGUCAACAACAGCAAAUUCCAGUCCAACAACAGCCGCAGCCUGCUACUUCGCAAGCGCAAAUGAACCAACUGGGACCCGUCUGCAGUGGCCAAGCCCAGCACAUUUCUGGUUCGUCUUCGGUCUCCGUUCCCAAUUCAAACAGCUUGGUUUCUUCAAGGCCUAAUUCUGCCAGUCCUGUUCAAGAUUAUUCGCCGUUUAACAAUCUCUUCAGCAAAGUGGCGCAACAAACCAUGUGGGCCAGGGAGCUCCAGCAACAACAGCAGGGUUCGAAAUCGUCGUCAAAGAAUUUCGCUAGCGUGGCUGCUGCUGGAGUCAGUCCCAUACCGUCUAAGACUCCCACGUCCUUGUCUAACUCCCUAACCGGCCACCAGGCGGACCUUGGACCAUCUCUUCAUGUUGUGGAUGCAGCAAAAGCACCUGGCUACCGUGGGAAUUUGACAGCCUCUAACCAAUCACAGAGUGAAAUGUCAUCGAUGGACUUGCCGACUUCAUUGGCAUCCAGCGCUCCGGGAACACCGAUUCCGAGCUCGUGUCCUAUUCGAGCUCCAGUCGGCAGCCGUCCGCACCCGCUAACACCACCGCCACGGAUUGGGACACCUCCCUUGUUUAACCCGACUCCGAUUCAACCUUUAGGUCCUGUCGGAACUCGAAACAUGCAGUCAAAUCAGCAGUCGGGCGGUCCGCCAGAUUCGCACAUGAUGCCUCCGCCUCCUGCUGCUUCGCUGGCUCCAGGUGGUCCAUCGGCCACCGUGCGGAUGCGUCCUGCAACGGCGACAAGUCGAAUGCAGCACGAUCCUUCGCAGCAGCAGUCUCAGUUCGACGGGUUGCCAAUGCCCAAUUUCUACGGAAUCACGAGGCCAACAGGACCGAUGGGCGGUGGAGGAGUAGACAAUAUGCGACAGGCACCAUCAUUCCCCCUGGCUCCGGGAAUGGGCGGACCCCCGAGGUAUAACAACUCUUCAUUAUCAGCCUCGUUCUCGGCGUCGGCGAAACUCAAUCCCAACGCUCCGGAUUUCGCAACCAGCAGGGGAGGAGGUGGCAGUGGACCACAGCAGCAAGGCUAUCCUUCCCAAAUGUACGGCGUUGGCAAUCGAAUCUCUUUCCCUCCGUCUGGCUAUGGCCUCGGUUCAGCCAACGGUGGUGAUAUGAAACAACAUCAGCACAUGCCAAGCCAGACUUUCGGGACGGACUACCCUCCACCUAUCGGUACACCGUUUGGCGCAUCUGCCAGCGACCUUCAUCGCAUGAUGGGAUACCCCGGACCUGGAGUAGCCAACAGGAUGUCUGGUCCACCUCCAUCCACCCAAACGGGUGGGGGAUUAUUAGACGGUAAUUCGGGAGGACAGAACCAUGAUGCGUACGGGGCUUCUGGUGGCCCUCCGCAACACCAACAACAUCAACACUCUCAACAUCGUUCCAUGCAGGACGAUCAACGCAAAUUAUUGAGGCCGAUUGGUACCGAGCGAGCCAUGACUCGUCGGACUCCUGGACCACCUCACGGAGCUGGUGGUGUCGGUUUUUCACCGGCUGACCUCGGUUUGUGGGGAUAUCACACCGCUCCCGGUGCUGAUAUGAAUGCCAGUGGCGCAGGACCCAUGGCACCUCCACUUUCCGCUAUGAAUCCAUCCACUUUGCCCCCUGGCCUCAGUCCCAAUGAUUGGAUGGCACUUUCAGGACUUCAUGGGCCCAACGUGUCUGUCCCUGCACCCAACUCAAAUGACGACGGAGGCCUUUCAUAUUUGCAACAGAAGCAAGGCAUGGGGCACCAUCAUCACCACCAUCAACAUCAUCACACCCUGUUACAACGCCAGAUGGAGGGCAUGUCGGAUGGAAAUGAAUCUCUGGAUAUGCAGUUUUCAGCACAGUCAGGGGUCGGAAUGAACGGAGGGCCCAAUUCGAAUACCCCGUAUCACCAACACCAUGGAGCCGCUUUUAUGAAUGGUAUGCCUCCACCAGGCAUGCCUGGCGGACCGAUGGGACCGAUGUUUGCAGGCGGACCUGGAGAACAGCACGGAGUUGACAGCGUUAAUGGAAUGUGGAUUGGACCUGGCUCCAACAUGAAGGGUAAAGGGAGUGGGCCGUCGCCCAACUCUAUUGUGGGCGAUCAGCAACUCUCUGAUGCUGGCAUGGUUUGGUUGAAAUGGAGCCAGCAAUAAAGACACGAUAACAAAUGAUCGUGAAGACAAUGAUACAAAAAAAAAAAAGUAAAGAAGACGGCCUUUAACGGCAACAGCAACAUAAAAAUAACAGUUGGGAUAUUCAUUGUAUCUGGAAGGAAAGAGUCGACAAAAUGAGGCAAUGGAAUCUGAAGAUAUUUCCCAAUCAUGUGUAUGUGUAUUUUUUUUUGUUUAUUUUUUUUUUCCCUUUUUUUAAAUUUUCAUUUUUCCUUUGCCGUACGACCUAUUGAUGAGCGUGACUCUCGGAAUUUUUUGACCCAAUUGUCAUCUGUUAGAAUGUAGAUAUGAUUCUUUGGGUUUAGAUUAAACAUACACAACAAAACAAACAACGCAAAGAGCCAAAAAAAAAACAAGAAAAACUUAAACUUCGAAAGAUGAAAAUGAAUUAUCUGAAGGGUGCGCUAGUGUUGGGUGAAUGGUCGGUUCUUUUUUUUUAUAUUUAUGUUAUUUUGGAACGCACCUAGAAGACGAAACAACGUGCUGGAGGUACUUACGUAGAUGGAACUCGAAAAGAGUGUCGGAUGUGACCAGCCAUAUAUUGGGUAGGGAAGCCUAUAUAGACCUCCCCCUUUCCCUUAUCCUGAAAAUUUUGGUUGUCCGUCUUCCGACCCUUCCCUCUUGCAUUUGCUUUUGGCAUUCUCUUGAUUGUAUUCGAUUUUGCAAGCAAAACGUGCACAAAAAAAAGUGGGAAGCGUUUUCUUUGUCAGAUCGAAUUUUGUGAAUCCAUCUUUGCGACAUUAGUUUUUUUUCCUUCUACCUUUCCCAAGUUAAUUUACCCUCUUUGCACCUCCAUUUCUCUAUUAUCUCUUGUUUUUCAUUUUUGAUAUAAAUAACAGAGGUUGACGAUGUCAUUGGGAUUGCUGCGAGCGAAUUGUGAAUGUAGUUUGUUGGGUGUAUUAUUAUUAUCCCCCUCUCUUUGCCUUGUUACAUGCACUUUAUCUCUUUGAUCCUCUCACUGACUUCUCUUAUGCUUCUCCAUACGAGUCUUUUUUUGUUUGAUGUCGUCAAUUUCAUAAACGAGAUGGGGAUACGCAUCGUGUAGGCCUUUGUUUGGUUUUUUUCCUUCCCCAUUUCAUUUUUGUCUCGUACCCUUUGUUUUCUUUAUUUUUUGGUCCCAUAAUGCCUUGAUUCAAUUCCUUUUUUAUUUUGCCUUACAAUUUCGUUGAAAGACGGGAUCAUGUCAAUCCGUGUUAUAUGAAAACCGGCUGCUAGACCCUCCUCCCCGCUCCCUUUCCCAUUUGCUCGUUUUGCCCUCAAUUCAUUUUUUUUCACCUAUGUUUUGUACCAAGUGAAGGGUUGAGUAAAAAUAAAAACAAAAAAUACUGCAAUGACAGGAGAAACUCCCUAUUAGGCCGUCUAGGGAUAAUCUAGAAGUAAUCCAAGCAGUGAGGAAAAAAUUCCAACGGCGAUGAUGACCCAAGCAAGGCAUUCACUUUUGAUUCGUGUUGCUAGCUUCUGAGCCGUUGUCGAAUGUGCGAAGCAAAAUCGUGAGCGUGCAAUCUGGCUCCCUAACAGAUAGCGAUAAUAUUGCGUUUUAGGCUUAGUGACCCAUUUAACUUGCUGUUUUUGUUUACAGGCAUGUACAAUUGUUCUAUUUCCAAACGCGAUUAAGUAAUGGGCGUAUCAGGGGAAUAUCAAAUCUUUUUUCUCCCGCUUCAAGCUCCGAUCAGCAAACAUUACAAUUACAAUUCGGAAAAGGCAAAGUCCCGUGACCUCGAUAUGAUCAAAUGUGACUGAAUCUGAGUAGAAAAUGAAGUGGUGAAAAUAUGUAGGGUCAAAGAUCUUUUGGGACAUUAUGGCACGUAGUUGAAUCGCAAUUUGUUGCCCCCGGAGAUCGGAGUACAAGGUGGGUUGUUUAAAAUUCGAUUUACAUAAAUUGCUUGGUUACUACAUUGUUUUCGCAGGAGAUAUCAGCACUAGGUCAGAUUCCAGUUUCAAGGCCCUGUAAACAGCUAAUGGGUCGUUAUCGCUAAAGUCAAUAUCGCAUGAAAAUGUGGUUACCUGCUCUUGUCUAUUCAAGCAUACUGGACAAGUAUUUUUUGCGUCACAAGGUAGAAAGAAAAAAAAAGCCUGCUCUGGAACGCAUUGCGAAUUUAACUUAACAUUGUAAUCAGGCAUUUAAACAACAAACAUUUCUAAUAUUGCCGUGGUGAAGUGAUGCGUGAACGAGUGAAAGUACACGACAGUACCAAAUGACGCUGUCGUGUUACGUGGUUUCGAAAUCGAAAGAGACACAGGCUUACGAUGGAAAGGUUCAAUCGCCUUAAAUAUGAUUUGGCACGAAUGCGCGAAUAUAAAUAAGUCGUACUGUAGAAGCUUGAAAACCGAGUUAGCAACACUUUGAAAUUGACCGCCCGUAGAAACAACUAUUUCGUGGCAUACCGAGACAGGCUUUGAAGAGCCAAAGUUCGCGCUCUUUUUU
Messenger RNA from Daphnia magna, 12767 nucleotides. RefSeq names its product ankyrin repeat domain-containing protein 17. Gene Ontology annotation, biological process: innate immune response. NCBI's taxonomy places the organism in Eukaryota, Metazoa, Arthropoda, Branchiopoda, Diplostraca, Daphniidae. Gene Ontology annotation, cellular component: cytoplasm. Gene Ontology annotation, molecular function: protein binding; RNA binding. The record is from RefSeq and is a predicted model, not a curated record.